Molecule: messenger RNA, 477 nt
Organism: Menidia menidia (Atlantic silverside)
Lineage: Eukaryota; Metazoa; Chordata; Actinopteri; Atheriniformes; Atherinopsidae
Source: the annotation of a GenBank genome assembly
AUGUCGUACUGCAAACAAGAAGGCAAGGAUCGCAUCAUCUUUGUGACCAAAGAGGACCACGAGGCACCCAGCAACGCAGAGCUGAUCGCAGAUGACCCCGAUGAUCCCUAUGAGGAGCACGGCCUGAUCAUGCCUAAUGGACAGAUAAACUGGAACUGCCCGUGUCUCGGUGGCAUGGCCAGUGGACCGUGUGGCUCUCAAUUCAAGGAGGCCUUCUCGUGCUUCCACUACAGUCAGGAAGACGUCAAGGGCUCGGAAUGCAUCAACCAGUUCCGCGGCAUGCAAGAGUGCAUGCAGAAGUAUCCUGAGCUCUAUCCGCAGGAGGAGGACAAGGAAAGCUCCGGUCAAGCAGAGCCCCACUCUGGUCCUGCUGCUGCUGACGACUCGGCCUUACUGUCGGAGGAUGACUCGACUCCGUCGACUUCAGUGGUGCAAUCCGACAGCACGGUGACUACAGAAAAAAAAGCUGUCAGCUAA